UUUUCAGAAUGGAUAUUAACAAGUGUUAAUAAAUGUUCACAAUUCGGUUUCAAUUGCUGACGACAAAGACAAUAAAUUCAUGAGACCGUAAAAGUGGAUGAAACGUUACGGCUAAUUUUGCAAGAGCUGGUGUAAAAAUGUGGAGCAAGGACCGGCUGUUAGUUAUUUCGAGUUCGUAGCGUGUAAUGGUCUAGGCAUUCUAAGAAGCUUGUGGACUUAUUCCUUUUUGGGGGAGUUUGGUCUGCAAAGUGCACAAGUUCCAGGAUAUAUUUGGAUCUUGGAAAAGAGGGGAUUUUGCUAAUGGUUUAAUAGUCUUUUGACUGUACUAGAAAAUUGUGGAACAUAAUCGCGGGAAGGCAUUACGUAUAACUAGUUUCACGAUAAUCAAGAAGAGGCGCUGGUUGUCCAUUUCUGGAGCUUUCUGAAAAUCUGCGCCGGCUCAAGAGUGAACAUUCACGACAUAGAAGAGUGAGCAUUCAUCACGUAUCUUUGGGAGUGUAAAAGAACGACUUGCGAAAAAUAAAACGAAAGUACUACUGUUCUGAUGUCACAAGUUAUGGACCAGGUAUAUGUUUUAAAACAAAAAGGUAAUUCUGCUUUGGAAGAUGGGAAAUAUGAAGAAGCCAUUAAAUAUUAUACAGAAGCAAUUGGUUUAGAUGAAAACAAUCAUGUUUUAUAUAGUAAUAGAUCUGCAGCAUUCUCUCGAGUAGGAAAAUAUGAACAAGCAUUAGAAGAUGCUAAAAAAACUGUAAGUUUAAAGCCAGAUUGGGUUAAAGGAUAUUCGCGUAUGGGCAGUGCAUGGGCUCAUCUAGGUAAUAUAGUUGAAUCUAUUAAAGCAUAUCAAGCUGGCAUAGAACAUGAUCCUUUUGAUCCUCAACUUGAAAGUGGUUUGCAAGAAGCUGUUGCUCCACUUUUAGCACCAAAUGGUCCAGUAAAAAGACAAGAUUUUUAUUUGAAACUUGCAAACGAUGCUAGAACUAAACAGCUUUUACAAGAUGUAGAAUAUGUAACAUUGUUGGAUAUUCUCAGACAUGAGCCAAAUAUCCCUUAUUUUAUAUUAACAGACAAUCGAGUGCUUACGACUCUUAUUGUAUUGUGUGAGUCGGAUAACAAUAUAUACCACAUCAAUGAUACAUCAAUGAAUAAAACUUCACAAUCAGAAUUUCCAAAACCUAAACAAGAUCCAACUAUGUCUCAAAAGAAGAAAGAAGAAGCAGACUGUAAUACACCUCAAAAGCAAGCACAAUAUGAAAAGCAAUUGGGUAACGAAGCUUACAAACAAAGGAAAUUCGAAGUAGCCCUUGAACAUUAUAACAAGGCAGUAGAGUUAGAUCCUACAGAAAUUAUUUACUUACUAAACAUAGCAGCAGUAUAUUUUGAACAAAAAGAAUAUCACAAAUGCAUUGCCCAAUGUGAAAGAGCUAUUGAAGUUGGAAGAGAAAAUAGAGCAGACUUCAAAUUGAUAGCUAAGGCAUUUACUAGAAUUGGACAUGUAUACAAAAAAAUGGAGAACUGGAAACAAGCAAAAGUGUUUUAUGAAAAAUCCAUGUCAGAACACAGAACACCAGAAAUUAAGACCCUUCUUUCAGAUAUUGAUAAAAUUAUAAAAGAAGAAGAAAAGAAAGCAUAUAUUGAUCCAGUAAAAGCAGAAGAAGAAAAGGAACUUGGAAAUCAAAAAUAUAAAGAGGGAGAUUAUCCAACAGCAAUAAAACAUUAUUCUGAAGCUAUCAAAAGAAAUCCGGAUGAUGCAAAAUAUUAUAGCAAUAGAGCUGCCUGUUACACCAAAUUAGCAGCAUUUGAUCUUGGAUUAAAGGAUUGUGAAAAAUGUGUUGAAAUUGACCCAAAGUUUAUCAAAGGUUGGAUAAGGAAAGGCAAGAUUUUACAGGGAAUGCAACAACAAGGAAAAGCGCUCACUGCUUAUCAAAAAGCAUUAGAAUUAGAUCCUUCAAAUAGCGAAGCAUUAGAAGGAUAUCGUUCAUGUGCUGUUUCCGUUAGUUCCAAUCCUGAAGAAGUAAGAAAAAGAGCAAUGGCUGAUCCAGAAGUUCAGAGUAUAUUACGGGAUCCUGCUAUGAGACUUAUUUUAGAACAAAUGCAAAGUGAUCCUAGAGCUUUACAAGACCACAUGAAGAAUAAAGAUGUAGCAGCAAAGUUACAAAAACUCUUGGAAUCUGGUCUUAUAGCCAUUCAUUGAAGAU
Eufriesea mexicana is the source of this 2195-nucleotide messenger RNA. RefSeq names its product Stress-induced phosphoprotein 1 (gene Stip1). The transcript is spliced from 4 exons. Gene Ontology annotation, molecular function: Hsp90 protein binding. NCBI's taxonomy places the organism in Eukaryota, Metazoa, Arthropoda, Insecta, Hymenoptera, Apidae. Bases 545 to 2191 code for a protein of 548 amino acids. The record is from RefSeq and is a predicted model, not a curated record.